Messenger RNA from Paramecium tetraurelia, 348 nucleotides. RefSeq lists its product as uncharacterized. The record is from RefSeq and is a predicted model, not a curated record. The transcript has 2 exons. NCBI's taxonomy places the organism in Eukaryota, Ciliophora, Oligohymenophorea, Peniculida, Parameciidae.
AUGAAAAGCCUAGUUAUGAUAACUUUCAUAAUUACUCUAUCUAACUGUCUCAACAUAAGAUAAUGCAAUCCUGCUAUGUGUAAGGGUACUGCAAUGGAAUGUAUGGAGUCAACAGAAUGUGCUAAACAACUAACCUCUUGUUUAAAAGAUUUAAGGUCACAUAUUGCCGAAGAUAAUUCCUAUGAAUCAUUUGAGACAUGUUUGAAUAAGAGUUUUGCAGCAGGAAAACUCUUGGGUUGUGCAAAGACUCAAUGUCCCAAUUCUGCAGCUUAAUUUGUUACCAUGAUAUUCAACUCUGCCUAAUCCUAGUCCUACAUAUCAAUAGACUUCAAAAAGUCCAUCAUCUGA